Messenger RNA from Solea solea (common sole), 5364 nucleotides. RefSeq names its product zinc finger protein 142 (gene znf142). The transcript is spliced from 9 exons. Gene Ontology annotation, cellular component: nucleus. Gene Ontology annotation, biological process: regulation of transcription by RNA polymerase II. Gene Ontology annotation, molecular function: RNA polymerase II transcription regulatory region sequence-specific DNA binding; DNA-binding transcription factor activity, RNA polymerase II-specific. Bases 486 to 5246 code for a protein of 1586 amino acids. NCBI's taxonomy places the organism in Eukaryota, Metazoa, Chordata, Actinopteri, Pleuronectiformes, Soleidae. The record is from RefSeq and is a predicted model, not a curated record.
GAUGAAGAAGACAGCUAGCUUUAGCAGUGUUGUUGUCGGCACAUAUUUACCAUAUUUGACAGCUUAUAUUAUCACAGAAAAGCAGUGGGACUUCAUAUACGACCAUAAAUUAAGACCUCUCUCUGAGCCCGAGGCACUAAAAGCGGAUAUUUACGUGGCAGCCAUACUGCUAAAUGCUAAAUAAAUGUUGAUGGUCUGUUUCACAGAUACAAAGCACUGCGGAAACCCGGGCGGUGCAAUGGAGACAGUGGAACCACAUCAAUGUGUACAAUUUGGGCAUUAUAGUUUUGUCUCUUAGCCAUGUUCAAAAAAAGGCUGACUGCUCCACCUACUGAGAUUCAGCUGGGAAACUACAAAUGCUGUCGGUGCACUGAGUUCUGUUCAGCAGCACAGAUUGACAAGGAGGGUAUCGACAUGGUCUCUUUCUUUAAACCCCUUGCACCGUUCCCUCCCACUCCCAAAGCAUUGUUGCAGCAGAGGCUGAGAUGGAGGAACACAUGCCCCUCAGCCGUGUUCACUGUGAGUUUGUCGCUGAAACUGCUCAGAAACUGAGUGAUCACCUCUCGCAGCACAACCAGCUUCCAAGUUGUGCUGAAGACAGCGAGACUGCGCCCACGACUGCAUCUGCCAUUGGAAGUCAUCAGACUCGGGUGUCCAGCCGACUAAAAAGAAAACUGAAAUCCAGGCCAGCGAGUUCUUCGUCUUCACCAGGAGAUGGGGACAAAGAACAGCCUGAAAAGGAUGGACGUGAUACGAAAAGAAGACGAAAGGCGGUGAAUAGAGACAAAGACGCAGCAUUGGACACAGCUGUACUAAAAUCCAAAGAAUACGUUGCAGAGGCUGCAGAGCACAUCUACCGCACUCACACCUGCCCCACAUGCCGCCGCUGCUUCAAGAUGCGGUCCCACCUGCAGGAACACCUCCACAUACAUUUCCCUGACCCCAGUCUCCAGUGUCCCACCUGCAAGCGUUACUUCACCAGCAAGAGCAAACUACGCAUACACAGACUCCGCGAGGCAGGAGAAAAAGUUCACCGCUGCCACUUGUGUGACUAUUCCGCCGUGGAGCAGAACGCGGUCCGACGGCAUCUCAUCAGCAUGCAUGCUGACGCGGCACAAGGAGGCGUGAACGGUCCAAGUUAUCCUUGCCCUACGUGUGGUCAGAGCUUUCGCCAAAGCAGGUCACUCAAGACUCACAUGAAGAUGCACAACAUCCCAACAACCAGCCAGCCCGUGGCCUGCUUUCAAGAGGCCUGUUCUUUCCAGACUUCUUCACCCAAAGAACUUCUUAGACACACUCUUGAAGUCCAUGGAGUCCAGGCAGUACAGUGUCGCCAUCAUGCCUGUGGUGCCGUUUUUGAAAAAGAGACUGACAUGGAGGCUCAUUAUCGGACACACCUGGCAUACCACUGCUCACAGUGUGACUUCUCCUGCUCAAAUAAAGCCCUUUUCCUCCAGCACCAGCGGCAGGGCCACGCAGGCACCGACAAGCUCUGCUGUGACUUUUGCUCCUUCGAAACGUUUAACCCCGUGGAGUUUGAGCAGCACAUCGGACAUUUGCACGCCAACGAGAAGAUCCACCGUUGCUCUCAGUGCAGCUACGUGACGUCACACAAGCGUGGCUUGAAGAGACACGUGCUGAUGCACAGUGGUGAGAGGCCCCACAAGUGCAGCUUGUGUGAUUUCAGGUGCCGAGAUGAGUCCUACCUCUCCAGACAUAUGCUCACUCACUCCGACGACAAGAACUUCAUGUGCGCUGAAUGUGGAUAUGUCACUAAAUGGAAGCACUACCUGAACGUCCACAUGAGGAAACAUGCUGGAGACCUCAGGUAUCAGUGCGAUCAAUGCUCCUACCGUUGUCACCGCAUGGACCAGCUGAACAGCCACAAGCUAAGACACCAGGCCAAAACACUCAUGUGCGAGAUCUGUGCGUAUGCCUGCAAGCGAAAAUAUGAGCUUCGCAAUCACAUGUUGGCCAAACACUCUGGAGAGGAGAGACCGCCGUCUGUGCAUCAGUGCAAAUACUGCGCCUACACCACCUGCUACCGACAAGCACUUCAGAACCAUGAGAACUGCAAACACACCAAGCUGAAAGAGUUUCACUGUGCCCUCUGCGCUUACUCUUCCUUCAGUAUCAUCAGCCUUUUCCUGCACAAGAGGAAAUCUCAUGGGUAUGUACCCGGGGACAAAGCAUGGCUGGAGCACUAUGCCGCAAAAGAGAAGGAGAGAAACUCAGCAGAUUUUGUGGAGGAUUUCUACAAUAAUCACGCCACAGAUCAUGAGCAGCCCGGACAGUCCAGUGAAGGAGAGCCGGCAUCUCAAAGAGAACAGCUCAGGCCUGCAGGUGCAGCCGGUCACAGUAGACAAACCGCACCUGCAGUGCAAUCCAUGGAAGCCGUCAAUGCUUUGAACGUUCCUCAAGAGGUUGUUCAUGAAGGCAUUUCAGACAGUCUGCCAUCUGUGAACAGUCCAGAGGAGUACUGCACUCUGAUAUUAACUACCCUGUCUACCACUGACUGUCAGAACCCCUCACUGCAAAACGUGGAGGAAGACCGUGCAAGUCAAAGUCAAAUGACGGCUACUUCCAAAACAUCUCUGGAGAAAGCAGACUGCUCUACAUCUACAACUUCAUCAGAGGAGGAUAACGUAGCAACGUCUCACGAAGAGUGUGAACUAAAUGACUUAGACGACAGCUGUGAGCCUGCAAAUGAUUCAGCCAGUCAAUCAGUUGAGCAUAGGAAGUGCCAAAUACCAGAGGUGGCGAGUGAUGGUAAAACAGUCGGUUCUAUUUUGCCAGAAGCGCAAAAUCGACCAUUGGAAUCUGAGGUCCGCCUGAACGCUAUGAAGAAGCACGACAAGGACCAAGCAGAUGCAAUGGUUCUGGAGGGACGCGUGCAGAUGCUUGUGGUGUCAACCAAAGACGUUAAAGGCUGUGAAAAGCGCUCUGACAAAACCACAGAGGAGACCGCGUUUCGCGGCCAGGCCGUGCGCACUGGGAAAACACAGGAACACAAGUGCCAGGCCUGUGGUGCUCACUUCAAACAGAGACGAGGACUUGAUAGUCACUGUGCAAAGAAGUGCCCAGCACUUCCACGAAAAACAAGAACAUUUGUUGGCUUUUCAAAAAUAUGUCCAGCUGCAGAGGAGAGCUGUAAUCAGGGUAAGCAGGCAUUAAAAGAACUGCCAGAGGGAACGGAUACAGAUCGGACAGAGCUGUCUUCACAAAUUCAGUCCUCUACAGACUCAAUUGAUCCAGAUGAAGUGUGUACAUCUCAUUUAACGGUCUCUGAGAGAUCUGACGAUGCACCUUCAGGACCUCAGCAAAGCAAAUCUUGUGUCAACUAUGGGAAAAACCUCUUACAUCACAACAAAGACCGUGGUGUAUCACUGGAGAAAGGGGCCCUUUAUACUAAAAGAGAUAAUAAAUUCAAAUGCAACCUGUGCCCAUUUGCGUCUGUCAGGCUUGCGAUAGUUGAACGGCACCUCACAACCUGCCCAAACAGAAAUCAGAGAGGAGACAAUCGGAUUCCUUCAGAAGUGGAUGGUGAUAGUGAAAAUGAAUCAGACCCAGCAAAAGAGGUGAAUGAGAACAAUGCAUUAGACGGCUAUGAAAAGAGCAGCUGCACAAAGGCAGGUGAAGUCCAGUGCACAGCGUGUGCAUUUGCAAGUAAAUCGUCAACGACCUUGACCCGCCACGUUCUGCGCGUUCAUAAAAAGAAGUUUGCAGUCGCCCAGCCGAAGCGUUUGCGUUGCCAUCAGUGUUCGUUCACCUGUAAGCAGGAACGCUGCAUGGCACAACACGUCGCCCUCAAACACAAAGGUGUCAGGCCUCACCGUUGCCGAUACUGUCCUUUUGCCACCACGCGGCGCUAUCGCUUGGAAGAGCACGAGUCUCUUCACACGGGAGUUGGGCGCCACGAGUGCGACGUGUGUGACAAGACCUUUGGGGCCGUGACGAAACUGCGGCAGCACAAGAUGCGCAUACACGACAAACAGCCUGUGCACUCGUGCCCUCUGUGUGACUUCAGUGGCUUCACACUGGACGAUAUAAGGCGGCAUCAACUGAGGUGCCACACGGGGGAAUUAAAGCACGCUUGCACUGACUGCGACGCCUGCUUCAGUUCAGAGAUUGCACUAAGAAACCACUGCAAACGUGUUCACCAGCUCCAAGGCUGUUUCCCGUGCAAGCAGUGUGACCACACGUGUGGCAGCGAGGACGCACUGAAGGCCCACCAGCAAAGCAAACACCGUGAGCUAAAAUGCACCACCUGUCAGGAGACUUUUUUGACAAGGCAACACCUGGAGCUCCAUCAGAGGAGCCACCUCGCACACCGGUGUCAGCUGUGCUCCUUUGCCACUAAAACAAGGCAGCGUUUAGCUCUGCACCUUGUUGGCGAACACGAGGACGGACCCCCCGAGGACAAGCCCCUCAAGUGCAGCACGUGUUCGUUCGCUUGUCGGCAUCAGCUGGUGCUGGAGCAUCAUCUGCGGUCACACGGAGGCAGGCGUCUGUACAAAUGCCGAGACUGCGACUACUCCACCAGGAACAAGCAGAAGAUCACGUGGCACAUUCGCACGCACACUGGGGAGAAGCCGUACCGCUGCGAGCAGUGUAGUUACACCUGCACUGACCCGUCCAGGCUGAAGCUUCAUAUGAGGGUUCACCAAGAAGAGAGGAAGUACCUUUGUCCAGAGUGCGGCUACAAAUGCAAGUGGGCAAGUCAGCUGAAGUAUCACAUGACCAAGCACACAGGAGAGAAGCCAUAUGCCUGCGACGACUGUGACUAUCGCACCAACAGAGCGGACGCCUUGCGCGCCCACCGGGACACUCAACACUGCGACGUGCGUCCUUACGUCUGCGAGAAAUGUGGCAAAGCCUUCAAGACGAGCUUCAUACUCAAGACCCACCAGCGGCAGCACAGUGACGGGCGGCCGUACGCGUGCGGACUGUGUCACAAGGCCUUCCGGUGGCCGGCGGGUCUCAGACACCACUUCCUGUCUCACACCAAGCAGCAGCCUUUCGGCUGUCGCCACUGCUCCUACCGGGCGAAGCAGAAGUUCCAAGUCGCCAAGCAUCUGCAGAGACAUCACCCGGAGGAGUCGGUCGAGCAGGGGGUGGUGAGGCACGCGGAAGCUGUGAGCCUGACCCUGAAGGAGGCGCUGCAGGGGACACUGCACGAGAGAGCAGCUGAUGUGGACAAAGAGGGGGAAGCCAGUGAAGGAGCAGCUGAGGAGACAAGACAGUGAGACCAGACACUGAGGAGCGGCCACAGCGCUGUUUUAAGGUGUCGUGUGUCCUAACUACGACUGUUCACACACUGGGAAAAAAAAAAACAUCCCAACGUAUUUGUUAAUUAAUUUUUAU